This is a messenger RNA of Molossus molossus (Pallas's mastiff bat), 634 nucleotides long. It is a transcript of the gene PRPSAP2, whose product is annotated as phosphoribosyl pyrophosphate synthetase associated protein 2. Gene Ontology annotation, cellular component: cytoplasm; ribose phosphate diphosphokinase complex. The transcript has 4 exons. Gene Ontology annotation, molecular function: magnesium ion binding; ribose phosphate diphosphokinase activity. Gene Ontology annotation, biological process: 5-phosphoribose 1-diphosphate biosynthetic process; purine nucleotide biosynthetic process. The record is from RefSeq and is a predicted model, not a curated record. The coding region runs from base 1 to 426 and encodes 141 amino acids. NCBI's taxonomy places the organism in Eukaryota, Metazoa, Chordata, Mammalia, Chiroptera, Molossidae.
AUGGCUGCCAAGAGCAAGUGGCACGUCCGCUGCAUGGCACCCACUGCAGUGUUGAUUCCUAAAGAAAAGCCCCCAAUCACAGUUGUUGGUGAUGUGGGAGGAAGGAUCGCCAUCAUUGUGGAUGGCAUCAUCGAUGAUGUUGACAGCUUUCUUGCUGCAGCGGAGACCCUGAAAGAAAGAGGUGCAUAUAAGAUCUUCGUGAUGGCAACUCAUGGCUUGUUAUCUUCUGAUGCUCCCCGACUGAUUGAAGAAUCUGCCAUCGACGAGGUGGUGGUUACCAAUACAAUUCCACAUGAAAUCCAGAAGCUCCAGUGCCCCAAAAUUAAAACUGUGGAUAUCAGCAUGAUCCUCUCAGAAGCCAUCCGUCGGAUUCACAACGGGGAGUCCAUGUCCUACCUGUUCAGAAACAUAGGCUUAGAUGACUGAGGAGCUUCUCUUCUUUAAAACUCCCAAGGGCCAAACUGGAGACACGGGAACGAGGACUGUGAGAGCUCACGCCCGAUGUGAUGCAUUUCCCAGGGGCCAUUCGUAUGUUUUGUUCCUUUUUGUUCAUUACUAUGAAGAUAGAUCAACUUUUUAUUUUGAUUUGGGUGUUUGUGAGUUUUGAGGCAAAUUUUAUAAAAGAAAAACUAUA